AUGAGUCUUAAGACUGUGACAGCCCUCUAUCUUUUGGUGGCGUCUGCCAUCUUUAACGUCAUCGGCUUCUCCAGCCCUUACUGGUUAACUGGUAACAUUGACGUGUUCGGGCGAGUCUGGUACGGCCUCUGGUUAACUUGCUACGAUAUUCUUGAGGACUGUAUCAAUACGGACCAGGCCAACCAGUUUGGCUGGGAAAAGGGCGUAGCUGCCAUGGAAAUACUCGGCUUCAUGGCAUUGGUUGCAUCAUGCUGUUUUUUGUUACUGGCAUUUUUAUUCUGUCAUAGCCGACAGAGUCUGUUCACCAUACUUAGUGGAUCAUUCGCCAUAGCUGCAGGCGUGUUUAUGUUCAUUGGAGUGAUUAUCUUUGGUGCUGAAUUCGACAACACUAUCCUGACGCUGUCGUGGGCGUUCGUCUUGGUUCUUAUUUCUGCAUUAACAAGUAUAGCAUCUGGAAUCCUGUUAAUAGUAGAGUUUAAAUCUGCCAAGGUGAUAUCCAUAUAA
Messenger RNA from Lottia gigantea (owl limpet), 504 nucleotides. RefSeq lists its product as hypothetical. NCBI's taxonomy places the organism in Eukaryota, Metazoa, Mollusca, Gastropoda, Lottiidae. The record is from RefSeq and is a predicted model, not a curated record. The transcript has 3 exons. Gene Ontology annotation, cellular component: plasma membrane. Bases 1 to 504 code for a protein of 167 amino acids.